Pteropus alecto (black flying fox) is the source of this 3793-nucleotide messenger RNA. RefSeq names its product phosphodiesterase 3B (gene PDE3B). Gene Ontology annotation, molecular function: 3',5'-cyclic-AMP phosphodiesterase activity; protein kinase B binding. The record is from RefSeq and is a predicted model, not a curated record. Lineage: Eukaryota; Metazoa; Chordata; Mammalia; Chiroptera; Pteropodidae. The transcript has 16 exons. Gene Ontology annotation, cellular component: membrane. The coding region runs from base 59 to 3409 and encodes 1116 amino acids. Gene Ontology annotation, biological process: signal transduction.
CGGCCGCUGAGGUCCGAGCCGGGCGUGCUGAGCCCCGCGGCCACCCCCGGUCCCGGCCAUGAAGAGGGACGAGCGAGACGCCAGAGCCAUGCGGUACCCGCAGCCGCCGGACGGGGUCGGCUCGCCCCCCGAGAGUCUGAGGAACGGCUACGUGAAGAGCUGCGUGAGCCCCUUGCGGCAGGACCCUCCGCGCGGCUUCUUCUUCCACCUCUGCCGCUUCUGCAACGUGGAGCUGCUGCUGCCGCCGGCCUCCCCCCAGCAGCCGCGGCGCGGCUCCCCCUUCUCCCGGGCGCGCCUCGCUCUGGGCGCUCUGGCCGCCUUUGUCCUCGCCCUGCUGCUCGGCGCGGGGCCCGAGAGCUGGGCUGCCGGGGCUGCCCGGCUGCGGACCCUGCUGAGUGUCUGCUCGCUCAGCCUCAGCCCCCUCUUCAGCAUCGCCUGUGCCUUCUUCUUCCUCACCUGCUUCCUGACCCAGACCAAGCGGGGCCCCGGCCCGGGCCGGAGCGGCAGCUCCUGGUGGCUGCUGGCGCUGCCCGCCUGCUGUUACCUGGGGGACUUCUUGGUGCGGCCUUGGUGGUCUUGGCCUUGGGAGGACGGAGACGCAGGGGCUCUGGCCCCGCACACACCCCCGGCGACGGCGGGCAGGUUGUUCUUGGUGCUGAGCUGUGUGGGCUUGCUGACGCUCGCGCACCGGGUGAGGCUCCAGCACAGCAUCCUGGUGCUGCUCUUCUCCUGCUUCGUCUGGUGGGUCUCCUUCACCAGCCUCGGGGCGCUGCCUUCAGCCCUCAGGCCACUGCUGUCCUGCCUGGUCGGGGGCGCUGGCUGCCUGCUGGCCCUGGGGUUGGAUUACUUCUUUCAAAUCAGGGAAGCUCCUCAUCAUCCUCGGUUAUCCAGUACCGCGGAAGAAAAAGUGCCUGUGAUCAGACCCCGGAGGAGGUCCAGCUGCGUGUCUUUCGGAGAAACUUCGGCCAGUUACUAUGGCAGUUGUAAAAUGUUCAGGAGACCUUCGUUGCCUUGCAUUUCCAGAGAACAGAUGAUUCUUUGGGAUUGGGACUUAAAGCAAUGGUAUAAACCUCAUUAUCAGAAUUCUGGAGGUGGAAGUGGAGUUGAUCUUUCAGUGCUAAAUGAGGCUCGCAAUAUGGUGUCAGAUCUUCUGAUUGAUCCCACCCUUCCACCACAAGUGGUUUCUUCCCUGCGGAGUAUCAGUAGCUUGAUGGGUGCUUUCUCAGGUUCCUGUAGGCCAAAGAUAAAUCCUCUCACACCGUUUCCUGGAUUUUACCCCUGCUCUGAAGUAGAGGACCCAGCGGAGAGAGGAGAUCGAAAAUUUCUCAAGGGGCUGAACAGUAGGAGCAGUUUACCAACUCCACAGCUGAGGAGGAGCUCAGGAACUUCAAGUCUGCCACCUCUUGAACAUUCUUCAUCAAGGUGGGAACGCAACAGUGGCAGAAGGCCUCACCAAGAAUUUGGCAUUUCAAGUCAAGGAUGCUAUCUAAAUGGGCCUUUCAGUUCAAAUCUCCUGGCAGUCCCGAAGCAAAGGUCAUCUUCUGUGUCGCUAACUCACCAUAUAGGUCUAAGAAGAGCUGGUGCGUUACCCAGCUUGAGUCCUGUGAAUUCUCCCAGCCAUGGACCAGUGUCUGCUGGCUCUCUAACUAAUCGAACACCUGUUGAAUUUCCUGACACUGCUGACUUUCUUACUAAGCCAAGUGUUAUUUUACACAGAUCUCUGGGUGAUGCACCCAAUUCGCCAGAUUUUUAUCAGCAACAUAGAAAUUCUGAUAAUAAUUUAUGUAACAGCUGUGGACAUCAAAUACUGAAAUAUGUUGGAACAUCUGAAUCAGAGUCUGGUACAGAGUACCACAGUGGAAAGUCAGGUGGUGAAGAUAACACCAUUUUCUCAAAAGAAUCACUCAACCUUACAGAACCUCAACAAGAAGUGGAAACAGAGAACAGAGGUUGCAGAAACUUAUUUUUGGAAGGUGAUAAUCACCUACCAGAAGAGGCACAGAAUGAACAGCAACCAAAUAUUGAACAAGAAGCAUCACUGGACCUGAUUUUAAUAGAGGAUUAUGACUCAUUAAUAGAAAAGAUGAGCAACUGGAAUUUUCAAAUUUUUGAACUUGUAGAAAACAUGGGAGAGAAAUCAGGAAGGAUCCUUAGUCAGGUUAUGUAUACGUUAUUUCAAGACACUGGUUUAUUGGAAAUAUUUAAAAUUCCCACUCUACAAUUCAUGAACUAUUUUCGUGCAUUAGAAAAUGGCUAUCGAGACAUUCCUUAUCACAAUCGUAUACAUGCCACAGAUGUCCUACAUGCAGUUUGGUAUCUGACAACACGGCCAAUUCCUGGCUUACAGCAGAUCCACAAUGAUCGUGGAACAGGAAAUGAAACAGAUACUGGCGAUAGAAUUAACCCUGGGCAAAUUGCUUACAUUUCUUCGAGGAGCUGCUCAAUUCCAGAUGAGAGCUAUGGUUGUCUGUCUUCAAACAUUCCUGCAUUGGAAUUGAUGGCUUUAUACGUGGCAGCUGCCAUGCAUGAUUAUGAUCACCCAGGGCGGACAAAUGCAUUUUUAGUGGCUACAAAUGCCCCCCAGGCAGUUUUGUACAACGACAGAUCUGUUCUGGAGAACCAUCAUGCUGCAUCAGCUUGGAAUCUAUAUCUUUCUAGCUCAGAAUACAACUUCCUUCUUAAUCUUGAUCAUGUGGAAUUCAAGCGCUUUCGUUUUUUAGUCAUUGAAGCAAUCCUUGCCACAGAUCUUAAAAAGCAUUUUGAUUUCCUUGCUGAAUUCAAUGCCAAGGCCAAUGAUGUAAAUAGUAAUGGUAUAGAAUGGAGUAAUGAAAAUGACCGCCUCUUAGUAUGCCAGGUGUGCAUCAAACUGGCAGAUAUAAAUGGCCCAGCAAAAAUUCGGGACUUGCAUUUGAAAUGGACAGAAGGUAUUGUCAAUGAGUUUUAUGAGCAGGGAGAUGAAGAAGCAAAUCUUGGUUUGCCCAUCAGUCCCUUCAUGGAUCGUUCUUCUCCUCAACUAGCAAAACUCCAAGAGUCUUUUAUUACCCACAUAGUGGGCCCCUUGUGUAACUCCUAUGAUGCUGCUGGUUUGCUCCCGGGUCAGUGGAUAGAAGAGGAUGAUGAUACUGAAAGUUAUGAUGAAGAUGGUGAAGAAUUGGAUACAGACGACGAAGAAAUAGAAGACAAUCUAAAUCUUAAACCGCAAAGAAGGAAAGACAGACGGCGAAUAUUUUGUCAGCUAAUGCACCACCUCACUGAAAACCACAAGAUAUGGAAGGAAAUCAUAGAGGAAGAAGAGAAGUGUAAAGCUGAUGGGAAUAAACUGCAAGCGGAGAAUUCUUCCUUACCUCAAGCAGAUGAGAUUCAGGUCAUUGAAGAAGCAGAUGAAGAGGAAGAAAGACAGUUCGAUUAAAAGAUAUAUUGAAGAAGCCCAAGGGCCGUGCCCAGUGUCAGAAAUCACUUGUUUACUGUGUUUUCAACUGACCAUUCUUACGUGCACAGGCCUUAAUACUGUGAGGGGAUCCUUGCCGUGCCAGCAAGUUCCCACUCUUAGGCACUUUCACCACAGAACUAGAAAACCAUUCUUAGAGUGUGGCUUCACUUGACUCAUGUAGCAAAGCCCUUACAUAAUGCCUUCGCUGGAGUAUAAAUACUUUGUUGUGAUACUGCUUUGCUUAGUAGAAAUCUUAUUUUUCAUGAGGGGUAGCUAUAACCAAAAACUCAAGUGACUGACUUCAGUUUCCAGAGUGGCCAGAACUUUUUGCUUUCAUGAAAACGAGAUUCGUAUUUUAUUUCC